Dromaius novaehollandiae (emu) is the source of this 2285-nucleotide messenger RNA. RefSeq names its product coiled-coil domain containing 61 (gene CCDC61). NCBI's taxonomy places the organism in Eukaryota, Metazoa, Chordata, Aves, Casuariiformes, Dromaiidae. The transcript is spliced from 13 exons. Bases 613 to 2100 code for a protein of 495 amino acids. The record is from RefSeq and is a predicted model, not a curated record. Gene Ontology annotation, cellular component: centrosome.
CGUUUCGGGGGUCUCCCCCCGCCGGUGACCCCUCCCCAAAGCCCUGGGCUCCCCCCAGGCCCCCCCAAAGCCCCCCCGAGUUUUGGGCUCCCCCCUUCCACCCCCCGAGGCCCCCCCAAGGCCUGGGCUCUCCCCAAAGCCCCCCCCAAAGCCCCCCCCAAGGCCUGGGCUACCUCCUGCCCCCCGCAAGCCCCCCCCCAAGGCCUGGGCUCUCCCCAAAGCCCCCCCCAAAGCCCCCCCCAAGGCCUGGGCUCUCCCCUGCCCCCCCAAGCCCUGGGCUCCCCCCUUCCUUCCCCCCAAAGCAUCCCCAAACCCUGGGCUCCCCCCUCGACCCCCCCCAGAGCCCUGUGUUGCCCCCACCCUACUCAGACCGUCCCCCUACACACAGCCCCCCCCCAAGCCUCGUGUCCCCCCCCAUAUGCCCUCUGUACCCCCCCAACCCCCUCCCCUAAAUGCUCUGGGACCUCUCUCGUUUGCCUCCGCUGUGCUCCAAGCUCCCCCCGCACCCUGCAGCGCCCAAAGCUCCCCAAAUCCCCGUCUCCCUCCGCCAGGUCCUGGAUCCCCCCCGCUCCGAAACGCCCCGGCCCCCCCCCCCCGCGACCCCCCAGCGCCAUGGCCGCGCCGCAGUGCGUGCAGGCCGACUGCGCCUUCCGGGGCGGCGAGCACGCCGUGCGGCUGGCCGUGAGCGGCUCGGCGCUGGAGGUGGAGGUGGAGGACCGCCUCACCGGCGACCAGUGGAGAGGGCAGUUCGACGCCGCCUUUAUUGAGGAUCUGACUCACAAAACGGGCAACUUCAAGCAGUUCGGGAUAUUUUGCAGCAUGCUGGAGUCGGCGCUGACGCAGAGCAGCGAGGCCGUCAGCCUGGACCUGCUCACCUACGGCGACCUGGAGGCCCUGCGCAGCAGGAAGCUCGGGGGGGGCCCCCGGCCGCCCCCCCCUGCCACCGCCACCGCCUCGCCGCUCAGCUCCAAGCGCUACCUCAUCCUCAUCUACUCCGUGGAGUUCGACAGGAUCCACUACCCGCUGCCGCUGCCCUACGCGGGCAGGCCCGACCCCGCGGCGCUGCGCCGGCUGAUCCGCGAGCUCCGGGAGGAGCUGGCCCUGCUCCGGGCCCGGCCCGGCGAGGACUGCCGCGACGCCGAGAUCCGCCGGCUGCGGGACGAGCUGCGGCGGGCGCUGGAGGAGAAGCGGGAGGCGGAGGCGGCGGCGCGGGGCCUGCGGCGGGAGGCGCAGCUGGCCGCCGAGGCCGGCGCCGCCGAGGAGACGCGGACGCUGCGGGCGGCCGUGCGGAGCCUCCGGGACGAGCUGCUGCGGGAGAGGAGCCGGCACCAGCGGGCAGCCAGCAAGCGCCUGCAGGAGAACCGGCAGCUGGCCGGCGAGCUGGCGGAGGCGAAGGCCUCGGAGAGGACCCUGCGGCUCCGUCUCAAGAGCCUCACGGCUGAGCUGGCCCUGUACAAGAAGGGGCGUUGGACACCCCCCGGCCCGGCCCCCCCCCGCGGCGCGGGGCCACGCUCCGGCUCCGGCUCCGGCUCCGUGGAGCGCUCCGCAGCCUGGCCGCCCCCUCGCCGCCGCUCCGCCUCCGGGGAGAGCCGCGCCGGCAGCCGGGGCCGCCCGCCGCCCCGGUCCCCGUCGCCCGCAGGCCCCCGGCCGCCGCGCUUCGACCCCACCGCCUUCGUGAGGGCCCGGGAGCGGAAGCAGAGGGAGGCCGAGCUGAAAAACCAGCGGCAGCCGCGGCGCGGGACCCGCGGCGUCAGCGACAGCCCCGGGAGGAGCCGCGGGCGCAGCUCGUCGGCGGGAAGCGCCCGGAGCCGGCGCUCGGCAGCGAGCUCGGGCAGCGAGGCGGACGACUGCUCGGAGCCCCUGGCGCCCAGGGGCAGCAGGAGAGCGGCGCGCGGCCGGAAACCCUUGAGCUCCUCGUCCUGGAACGGCCCCAGCCCGGCCCCCCGCGCGCCCACCGGACGCAGGAAGCAGGCGGCCAGCACGCCCCGGCGCGCCGGGAAAGAGAACCUGCGCGAGGAGCCGGCGGGCGACCUGGCGGAGAUCGACGCCCGGCUGCGGGCGCUGCAGGAGUACAUGAGCAGCCUGGACACCCGCACGUAGCCCCCCCGCGGCCCCCCCCCCCCCCCCCGGCGGGGAGGGGGGGGGUCCAGGCCCCCGGAGACGCGGCGCCGGGAAAAGGGGGGUGACGGAGCUGCUGCCCUCCCGGGUGGCCCCACUGGGGUGGCAAGGGACGCCAUGGUGUGCGACCCCCCCCCCAUGUAAAUAAACCUUUGGUGUGGCCCCCC